Molecule: messenger RNA, 4779 nt
Organism: Danaus plexippus (monarch butterfly)
Lineage: Eukaryota; Metazoa; Arthropoda; Insecta; Lepidoptera; Nymphalidae
Gene: ca
Exons: 18
Coding region: 215-4288 (1357 amino acids)
Molecular function (GO): protein binding
Source: RefSeq, a predicted model, not a curated record
AAAACAUUUACAGAAGUCAUAAGUCAAAAUUGAAAAUUAACAAAUAACAGAUGAUUUUGACACCAGGUUUUAUCUUGAAAAGUAUCAAUAUCCUAAAUAAACAUUUCAUUACAUGAAAACGGCAUCAGAGUAAAAUCAUUACUAUACUGGGACAAAAGCAAAGAUUUUGAACAAAUGAAAUAAUUGUAAUAUUAAAUUUUUUAUUUUCAUUGUCAUGUCUCAACAAAGUGAAAAUAUGGAUUUCUCUGGUUUAUUUAAAUUAGAUGUUCUUUUACAACAAGAUAUAGCAAACCACACUUUUUACGAAGUUGGAUUAAAAAAAUACCUGGCAGUUUCUAAUAACAAAGAAUUGAUAUUUUUGUACAUAAAUGCUCAGUCCGAAAGAUUCGACAGCAUAUAUGACUGGGAUUUUCUUGAUAAUCCAGUUUAUUGCAUGUGUUUUGAACCCAGCGGAACUUGGGUUUUGAUUGUCAGUGAUGAAAAAGUAUUGCUAGUGCCAUUUCUACCUUUGUUCAUCCCACAGUACACAUAUGACUGUAAGUGGUCCCUUUCAAGUGUCACAGUUCUGCCCCUUCUCGAUAUACCACAACCGACAUCUGUUGUUUGGUGGCUUACAAAGGAAUCCGAAAAUAUUAUUAUCAUAUCGUCUAAGAGUGGAAUCAUAACUUUUUAUUCCUUGGAGUCACAAAGUGUUGUUGGCGAAACAAGAGUGUCGGGGGAGGUUGUAGAUUUACAAAUUUGUUUUGACGAUUCCCUUGACUUGCUGGCUCUUCUCAUCUCCAAAGGACCAACACAGCAAUGGAAAUUGGUAUUAGAACAUAGAUCCCUUGGGUAUAACUGGCUUCAACAAAUUAGAGCUCAGAGCGAUAGAAAGGAUGGUUUCAUGUCUUAUAUCAAACAGUUGUCCAAAGACAAAAUAACAUUCUUUACACAAGGUGGAUCUAAAGGUGACAGUAAAAUCCAGACGGUGGAGUAUUUAUUGAAGCCAACAGAAUACUUACCUACAUUUCGUAAGAACUCAAACAGUUGGGCAUUGACAGCACAGUAUGUGAAUGGAAGACAUUUUUUAACAGCCUUUGAAUUAAACGAAGGCAUUAUUAUUCUUGAAAGCCCAGCGGAAGAUACACCAUCGAGAACUUUAAGACCUAAUAUAAAAAACGAUGGCACAUACAUACAAGGGUUGUGGUCGCAGAAAAUUAUAUAUUUGUUGAAAAAAAAUCACUUGGAGAUACACAGUACUCAAUUCUCACAGACCCAGGGUGAAGUAUUGUUAGGAGUGAAGAAAGAUAGUACAAUGCUUUGGUCGGCAGAUAUGAUGGGGGAAGUUAAACGGGCAUACCUAAUGUCUGCUAAGGAACCAGGUUCAUUACCUGGUGGAUGGAGAGUACCAACGUUCAUGUCGGACUUGCAACUGCCAAGAUUCAUACUGGAACCCUGUCUGAUUAUUACUACAAAUGGUGCCUUUGUUUUAAACACAGUGAGUUCUCCAUGCGAGUGGCUAGUUGGGCUGAUAGUUCGUGGCGGGUCGUGUGCUGAACAGUCGUGUGCUGCUCUGGGUACAGUCGUGCCGCCGCUGCUGCGAGCUGCCGCUGACCUGCUGCUGGCUCGCGGAAAGAUAGCUCCAGCACACUAUCUCUACACGUUAUCUCGUAGUCCGGCGGACGGCUGGGUGGCUCGUCUGGGUGUGUUCGGUCGUCUGCACGAGUUGUCGAUGUACAAACAAGCGGCCAACGUCGGCAAUCUGGGCAAUGCGGCAAUCACAGCAAAAUUACUGGCGUUGCUCCUUAAGAUUGGCACCAAUUGUGAAGAUAAUUUUGAUAUGGAUGUAAAGUUCACAAACUUAAGCCCGGUGGAAUUUCAAGAGCUGUCAUGUGUCGCUGCGUGUAUAGGACUGUGGGAGUUUGUUCCUAUAUUCAGUAUUCACAGAGGCAACCCUAUUUUACUAUUGAACGCCAUCAAAUCUAAAAGCGUUAUAUGUCGGGGCGCCAUCGUUGCCCUUUUGAAUCAAAAGUGCCUCGUGCCGGUGUUACUUGAGGAAAAUGGACAGUGGUUUUUUGAUUUUAUUGCUGAGAAAUGCAACAAGUUUGAUACAAUUAUAUUAAAGCGUUUGUGUCUAUGGUUAAAUCCUCUGCAGGAUCAGCUGAGACCGGUCAUGAGAGAUCUCAAACAAGGAAUAACAUCAAUAUAUACGACUCGGAUGCUUCAGUUGAUAACGACGUUUAUGCAUAUAGCGUGUGUGUUAGAGUCACGUGACCCUCGUUUGGACAUACAAACGAAUUUGACCCUUCAACCUGGCACAUGGGUUAGUUCGUUCACACCGAGACGGUCUCUGAGCUGUGGGCUUGGACAUUGGGGGUUGACUGAUGACGGAAACGCCAAGAUAAUGGCCGCGAACACGCCAGUUAACACGGAGCUCAUAGGGAAAGUAGUGGAUAUAGCCUGCGGAAGACAUCACACGUUACUGUUGACCGAGAAUGGGAUAUACGCUGCCGGUGAUAAUAGCUACGGUCAGCUAGGCGUUGGCUGCAGGUGGGGGGGAGCGGUCGGGGACGCGGCCAUCGCUUCUGGGGAGCUCCUACACGUGUCCUAUCAUUGGACGGCACCCCUCGUCGUAGUAUCAGCUGGGCACUACCAUUCAGCGGCGGUAGAUGUCGGCGGAAGGCUCUACACGUGGGGUUGGGGCGUCCAUGGACAACUGUGUCUGGGCAGCGUAGACGAUCAAUACAGUCCACGGUUGGUUACGAAGUUGCAAGGAAGAAAGGUGCUGAACGUGGGCUGCGGUUCAUGUCACACGGUGGUUCUGAUGAAGAACGGAGAGGUUUGGUCGUGUGGUGCCGGCGUGUUCGGACAAUUGGCCGCCGGGUGCAGGGAAAAGAGUUCUUUACCACUGAGGGUUCUGAUACAGGAUGCUGUGGAUGAUAUAGCUGUUGGCUACUUCCAUAAUCUGGCGUUGACUAACAAGAACCAGUUGUGGUGUUGGGGUUCGAGUCCGCAACAGCUACGAGCGGCGAGCGCCAAACGGAACGAAGAAGACAACGACGACGGAGACAGACAUCUGGCGCCGAGACUCGUCGACACCAGUCACGUGAGAGGGAGAAUAGUUAGAAUAGCAGCCGGUUGGCACCAUUCCUGUAUCAUCGACAACACGGGUACGCUGUACACUUGGGGCCUCAACUUCGAUGGACAAUUAGGGACCGGAGAUCGUAAGCAGGUGAAAAUACCUGUUGAGGUUAAGAUUCCCAACGAAAGCCAAACGGAGCCGAGAUCACCGGAUAAAAUCGAUCCUAAAGAAAAUAUUAAAUGUCUGGUCGCUUGCGGCGGAGACUUCACCAUAUUCAUAGACGACAAUGGAAAGAUUUAUUCCACCGGGAACAUGCACCUACAGGGUAACAAUGAAUUGGAGAAACUUAACAAUAGGAUCAUAAUGAUGAAAACUACGAAGAGGGUCAUCAAAAUACCGGCGGCGAGAAAUAAUAAGAAGUUCGUAUUCCAGGCAAUAGACUCUAUAGAUAUCAUGUUCCCGUUCGACAUUGAUGACAUCACAAGAAAAGACAUUGAACCGCGAAAGAAUCCUUUAGGUAAAAUAUCAGAUUUCCAGAACAAAUCCUGGGCUGACGACAUGACACUGCUUCUUAAACCGUGGAUCAACGAGGAUAUACUAUCUACAAAUAAAAAUAUGGCCGCUAAGUUGGCAUAUCACAGCGACAGACACUCGGACUGUUUGAGAUAUAUGCUCGAGAACCUAAAGAAUGAAGUGCAAAGCGACAGAUUGUAUCUGACACAUCAGGAUUCGGAAGAGAAAAAUGGAUCUGUAAAGAAAGACGAGGUGAAAAUUAUUAUCACCAACAUUAUAUCGCAGCGCAUCAAGGACGUAUCCUUGGCGAUCCUGAACGACGAGCCCUAUCCGGUGGUAGAGCCGAGUGUGUACCGCACGCUGCCCUGCUGUUGUGAUGAGAUGAAAUACACGAGAAAGGACAAAUCUGAAGUGACGACCCACGCUGUAGACCUGUCCAAACAGGCGGCAGACGUUAUAGACAAAUGUAUCAGCAUUUUCCCAGUGGACAGUGCGCUUUGGGAACAAUGUUUCCGUCUAGCCAAAGACUUUUAUGUCCAAAAUGAUCUGAUCGUUGCCGAACUGGAGACGGUUUUACGUAAAUACAUGGAAACCAACGCGACCACUAUGGCGGCGGCCAUAAUGUAUUCUGACGACUGCGCUCAGUACAGCGAAAUAUUAUCCCCAAAAUUCUACUUGAAUAUGUGCAGUGACAUACUAGACACAUGGGGUUGAGCAAUCUUUAAUCUAAUAAUACCUUGGAAAUUGAUACCUUGAUUUGGAAUUGAAGUUAGCUUAGAAUCACAUAUAAUAUGAAAUAAUUACGGGACACUACAUUAUAUACCUGAUAUAUUUUUAAUUUCUUCUUCGUCAUAUAUCUUACUGAAUGAAAGCUUGCUCUUUUAUAAAUUAUUUCUUACUAAAUGAAAGUUACGCUUGCUUUUUCCAUGAAUAUAAGUAGAUCGGAGUUAUAUUUUUGCAAUUGACAUGCUUGCCAUAUAAAAUUAUAUCAUUUCAAAAAUUAUUUCCCCACAUGGCCUUUCCAUAGUGUUAUUGUUAUGUACGUUACUCAAUAUCGCCAUUAUUUUUCUACAUUAGUCUGUUAUUGUUAUAUAUUUUCUUAUAUAUUUUUACAUUUGUUCUAGUCAGUAGUGAUAAUUUUCGCUCAUUAUACAUGUAUCAUUUGACCGUCCGAUGCCAUUCAAAUAAAUGUUACAAUUUCUUUA